AUGGAACAAACAUACGUCUUUACAACCAAAACUUCAAAGUUCGUCAAAAGGGACUUGCUGAGCAUCAAAAAGGAUGAUAUGCUUUGCCUCACCGGAGAUGUCAUCUGUCAUUGCUACAACAUUGGUGGCAAUCUCGUCUAUGCGCCCUCCAUCACGCCAGAAGCCAUCAAAAAACACAAGGGGCACGGUCCUAUUGUGGACUUUGCCGACGUGGUAAAGAAGAAAACAUGGGGCAAACAAGCACAAGAAGAGUCGGCUCUGGAAAAGGAGAUAGCGGCGAAGAUGCAGGUGGCCGUUAAUAAGAAUCAGGCGAUGACGAAGCGCGCCGCCAGCUCGGAGCUUGCCCACGAGGCGCUCAAGAAGAUCGCAAGCCAAGGCAAGACAGCUAUUGCUCAAGAUGUCGAAGACGUUGUGGAGGUUCCCAUGGACCCGGUCAAGGAUACUUUGGAGGAUGAAUUGAACCUACAGAAAGGAAUCCGUCAAUCCAUCAUGGCCAUGAACCUCAUUGGAGGAACUCCAAAUGCUGGAGAGUCCUCCUCAACAAUAGACGUUUCCACGAAAUCCCGCCGGUCGUCGAUGGCUACUCUUCUCACCCGUAGCAUGAAGUCCCCCUCCCUCUCUUCAGGAUCCGACCAAGAGCCCGCCUCACGUCGCCCUUCCAUGGCCUCCCUUUUUGGAGGCGACGGUGGCCAGUCAGCCCAGCAACCUUCUCCAGCACAAGCCACUGAGGAACAGGAGCAGGAACAGGACGAGACCCUCAGAAGGAGAAGGCCGGUGCAAAGAUCCCACUUGCGAUUCCAACCACCUCUCACUACCGCCAACCCUCCGGGAAAGAAGAAGGCUGUCCCCGAACAGAGUCAGCAAGGAACGCACCAGUCAGAAAACCUUGUACCCACCAUUGAUCCAACUGGGGCCCCUUCUUCCGUCAAGAAGGGAAAAUCCAAGAGGGCGUAA
Messenger RNA from Linnemannia hyalina, 954 nucleotides. The record is from the annotation of a GenBank genome assembly. NCBI's taxonomy places the organism in Eukaryota, Fungi, Mortierellomycota, Mortierellomycetes, Mortierellales, Mortierellaceae.